CCAACUUGGACAAUACAAAAAUCACAGUUUCAAUUUUCCUUCACCACCAUGAAGCUCCUCGUUGUUGCUCUCGUGUUAAGCACUGCCUACGCCGAUUUUCGCAUUUACCACCCACCAUACCAACCCACGGGGUGGAAACCCUCCGGUCCGCCACUCUCGCUACCCCUUCGCCAACAAUUGCCCCGACAAGAAUAUGGCCCCCCAGCUAAGGAAUAUGGACCCCCACGAACCACGACUGAACCCCAGGAGAGUACCACAACGGAAGUGCCCACCACCACCACCCCGGAAAAUGUUCAAGAUUCAAAGACACAAAACCAAGUGAAAGAAAAUGAAAAAUUGACUGAAGAUAAUUCAGCUGUUACUCAACAAGGAAUUUAUUAUAUUUAUCAUCCCAAUGGGUUGUUGCAAAGGGUUGUUUAUAUGACUAGGGAUGAUGCUGGGAAUAUGGCUUAUAGUGCCCAAUUGAAGUAUGAAAAUGUUGACCCUAUUCGAGAGCCCAUUUACACCUAUGAUCCCAAAACUUUUAUGUUGAGGCAAUUGCAAAUUUAAAGUCUUUGAUAUUGUAUCAAUUAUUAUUUAUUUAAAUAAAAAAUAAGAUCACAAAAGUGUAA
Molecule: messenger RNA, 611 nt
Organism: Tribolium madens (black flour beetle)
Lineage: Eukaryota; Metazoa; Arthropoda; Insecta; Coleoptera; Tenebrionidae
Exons: 1
Coding region: 49-549 (166 amino acids)
Source: RefSeq, a predicted model, not a curated record